AUGAAUCGUGGGUUAGCUGAUACUAGCAUCAAAAAUCACCUACAAGCAAAAGAUUUAAUUCUGUGUAAUGAAAUAUCUACAUCAUUAGGCGAAUUUAAAAAAUUUCUUAUUGAACAAAAAAAGCAUCAUGAAGAGUUAGCUGCCCUAUCUUAUGACCAUUUAAUUACUUUACGUGAUGAACUGAAAACUUUGAAUCAACAAGUAUCAUCUUCAAUAUCUAGCCUGCGGCAUACUUCUACAGCUAUUUCACGUUUAAAAGCGGAUGUUUUAAAAGAAGAGAAAAAUGCUGAACUGGCUCAUAAAACAUCUGAACAUGGAUUAAGCAUUAAAAAUGAUAGCAAUGAGAUAACAAGUUAUUUUAUGAAGAAAAUUAAUGAUUUCGAUACAAGAAUGAAGUUGUAUAAACAGGAAUUAGAAGUAUUUGAAGAGAAUGUUUACUCUCAACCAUUAACUCCAAUGACUCCAAGAGACUGUGAAGCGAAUUAUUUAAAGAAAUACCGUCUGUGCUAUGGAUCAGCGCGAAAUCCAUUUGGUGAUAAGGAUGAUUUUUGCCACAAUAGUCAAAUUGAAGUUGAUAGUUUGUUUGGAAGUAAAGGGAGGAAGGGUUCGUCUUUCUCAAGUCCAUAUGGCCCUUCUCCAUUUCUAACGUCUGAUGUGCCUGUUACAUCAAGCUCCAUUACUAGUGCUGAAAAAACUUCCAUCAUUCCAUCUCUUUCUUCUGCCAUACCUUCAAGUACUACACCGUUGAGUCAGCAGUUUGGAACAGUUGUAUCCACUCAGUCUGCGCCUUUCUUCUCACAAACUGGUGUCUUGGGUAAUAGUGGUCUUACUACUGCUGGUACAACAUCAAGCUUAUUGAAACCGGUAUUUGGAUUCGCACCGACAGUAUCCGCUGCUGCUACUACUGCUACAGGUUUCUGUCUGUUUGGUCAAAGCACUGGUUUAAAUACACUAAGCGGCGGACUUGGCAAUAUUGCCACCAGUGUGGGAGAUAGUCCAUUUGGGAAAAGAUUUGCAUCUUGA
Heterobilharzia americana is the source of this 1023-nucleotide messenger RNA. The record is from the annotation of a GenBank genome assembly. Lineage: Eukaryota; Metazoa; Platyhelminthes; Trematoda; Strigeidida; Schistosomatidae.